CAAGGCACAAAUUCAAAAUCCCUUGAAAACAAAAGCAUGUGUAGUCUGGUGUAGUCUUGUUUGCCCUUGUGUGAUCGGUAAUUGUUGCAACAAUGAAUUAUCAUCACUUAAAACAUUGGCCCAUUUUUAAUACGUUAGAACCAGGGUUUCUGUCAAAGAUUCAUAUAGCUGUCGUGUAUGGUUAUUCAGGUGACAAAGCUUUAAUCGUAACAAACGAUGACAUGGUAUACGCUAUAGGAACUAACGCAAAUGGAUGUCUUGGAACUGGUGAUCAGAGGGAUACAUUUAAUCCAAUUAAAAUUAAAAGCUUAUGUAACCAGGGCAUAAAAACCUUUUCAUUUGGCAAAGAUCAUGUUCUAGCUCUUUCAAAGCAAGGACUGGUAUAUUCAAGGGGACAAAAUGAUUAUGGUCAAUUAAGAAUUGGACCUUACAAACCGUCUGCAAUACCAACUAUUGUAAGGAAUCCUAUACGCAAUGAACAUAUUACAGAUAUAGCUUGUGGAAGUCGUCACUUUCUUGCACUGACAAAUGAAGGAAAGGUAUAUUCAUGGGGUGGUUCUGGUAAUCGGAUAAAUGUACCUAUCAAAGUGGAGAUACGAAGUGGUUUAAUUGAUGAAUACAUCGUUUCUGUUACUUGUGGUAUGGAAUUUAACAUGAUAGUUACAGAUAAGGGUAAGAUUUAUGGUUGGGGCGAAAAUAGUGAGGGUCAGCUAGGAAUUGAUCAUUAUUCUAGCCAGAAGAAUCCUUGCAAAGUAGCUGCACUCGAUGGCAUUGUGAUUGAAAAGGUAGUUUGUGGUUGUGUACAUACUCUAGCAUUGAGUACUACGGGAGUUUUGUAUGCAUGGGGUGGAAACAAUAGCGGGCAGUUGGGAUUUGGUAAUCAGGGUGAUCGUUUUGCUCGUCCAGUAAAGCUGGUGAAGCAUGAAAUGGGAAGAGUACUGGAUGUAGCGGCUUCAUAUUGUAACGAUAUAAGUGUAGCUAUGGGAGAGAGAAACGUGGUAUUUGUUUGGGGACGUUGUCUAGGACUACGUAUCAGAGUCCCAACGUAUACACCACUAAAACAUUUGCACGAUGCUUUUGCGUUUUAUUCAUCGCGUCGUGUAACGCAUCAACCACUUAUAGUUGUUGGAGAACCAAAGGAAGCGAGUUUGAUCGACUGGUUGUGGAAUGCAUUUAACGACCCAAUUACAAGUGACCUCAUCAUAAAAGUACAAGGAGAACCUAUCCACGUACAUAAAGCUAUUUUAAAAAUACGUUGUUCAUACCUUCGAAGAAAGUUUGACGAAGACUGGGAUAAGCAGAAUCAGAGUGUUAUAGAAAUCGAGGAAUUUUCCUACAAUGUAUAUGCAGGCUUCUUGCAAUAUCUGUACACCAGUGAGAUUAAUUUACUUGUAGAAGAUGUAGCAGAGUUUUUUAAUUUAGCGGAUACCUAUUCGGAAGAUGAAUUGAAGGAUCUCUGUAUGUUUAAACUCAAGAAAUUGAUUACUAUUAAAAAUGUAAUCUUAUUGUAUAAUAAUGCUGUUGAAUAUAAAGCUAAGGAAAUACAGGAAUACUGCUUAAAUUUUGCAACGAACCGUAUCACCGUAAUGUUACGUACUCCGGGUUUCGCUGAAUUAGAUGACCGUUCAUACAAACUUUUUGUAAUGAAAGCUGUUGAAAAAGGUGCUUUUAAGAAGUAGCUUACGAUAUCUGUUCGGCACAGUCAGAAAGAUGUACAUCUUUCACGUGAUACAUGUACAAUAAUACUAUGAUGUAUUUCUUUUAUAUUUACUGUAUGUUUCUAUAUUUUGUACUUUAUAAUAAAUACUAUUCUGUUA
Molecule: messenger RNA, 1817 nt
Organism: Osmia bicornis bicornis
Lineage: Eukaryota; Metazoa; Arthropoda; Insecta; Hymenoptera; Megachilidae
Product: RCC1 and BTB domain-containing protein 1-like
Exons: 10
Coding region: 93-1679 (528 amino acids)
Molecular function (GO): protein binding
Source: RefSeq, a predicted model, not a curated record